AUGGGUACACUUGAGAUGACACAAGAGCAAGGCCCACCGUCAAGUAAAGACAAUGUCGCUGCGAAAGAAGACGCAACGAUGACCCGGUUCGGAGUUUUCCGGAUAAGAAGUCUGAAUACAAGGUCUAAAUCAUGCUGCGAUAGAUGUUUGGAGUUCUUAUUCGUCAUACUCGGUGUCGUUGCUAUAUUCGAAUGCAUCGGAGUCAUCGUGGUGACGAUUUCUACCGCUAUCGCCACCAAACUGUACAGCAGUCAGCAGUCGGGGAGGCUGGUCGCCAUGAUAACAGUGGCUGUGACGGCAGCUAUCGCUAUGUCUGUGGUCAUUUACGCAAUUGUCGGUGUGUUUAGAAAGUAUAAGAAACCCCUACAUGCAACAGUUGUGGUCCUUACAAUGCUGGCGAUUCUACAAGCGGUCAUCACCGGCGUGUCCGUGAAGGUGACGGCAGAUGAUGAGCGGAACUUAACCAGAUCUCUCUCUGAGUCAUUCCAACUGGCGAGGGAGGACAACCCGAGACAUCUGAAGCUAUGGGAUACCACACACCAUGACCUUAAAUGUUGCGGUAUAUACAGCCCUGAGGAUUACCGAACGGGGCUGCCUAGUUUCUUUCCCCCGGAUAUACCCAUCUCUUGCUGUCCCACUUAUGAUCCUUCCAGGUCUGAGUUAAUACAAGAGAGAGAGCGGGAAGCUUGUAAAGCGCGAAGAUCAUACUAUCAGACGGGCUGUGGACAGCCUAUCCUGGAUAUGUUUAAAGAAACGUCUACGGUUAUCAUGAUCGCCAUCAUAUUGCUCGUCAUUCUUGAGAUUACUCUAGCAAUAUUAGGGGGAGUGCUAUAUAAAAAGCAAAAGGAAAGAAGCCAAAGACAAGAAAAUAUAGAAGAACCAACACAGAAUAUUUAA
Messenger RNA from Achroia grisella, 897 nucleotides. RefSeq lists its product as uncharacterized. The record is from RefSeq and is a predicted model, not a curated record. The transcript is spliced from 6 exons. Bases 1 to 897 code for a protein of 298 amino acids. Lineage: Eukaryota; Metazoa; Arthropoda; Insecta; Lepidoptera; Pyralidae. Gene Ontology annotation, cellular component: membrane.